This is a messenger RNA of Chaetomium fimeti, 1604 nucleotides long. Its product is annotated as vacuolar protease A precursor. The record is from RefSeq and is a predicted model, not a curated record. Gene Ontology annotation, molecular function: aspartic-type endopeptidase activity. Gene Ontology annotation, biological process: proteolysis. Lineage: Eukaryota; Fungi; Ascomycota; Sordariomycetes; Sordariales; Chaetomiaceae. The coding region runs from base 197 to 1387 and encodes 396 amino acids. Gene Ontology annotation, cellular component: fungal-type vacuole. The transcript has 3 exons.
AGCCGCUUCCCCAACCUCUUCCCGUCAACAACGAAAUCCUAUCGUUCAUCCACCGGUAUCACCAUCAGCCUCGUUGUUCAUCGUCUUUUAUCAUCACUCACGGCGACGGAUUUGUUCGCCGCAAUUGCUACAACCCGUCACUCUCCGUUCUUUCUCCGCCAACUCGACUGAUUGAUUGACCGAACGAUCGCCCAAGAUGAAGGGUGCUCUCCUCACCGCAGCUGUGCUGCUCGGCUCUGCCCAGGGCGCAGUCCACAAGAUGAAGCUGCAAAAGGUCCCUCUCUCGGAACAGCUUGAAGCCGUUCCGAUCAACACCCAGCUCGAGCAGCUCGGCCAAAAGUACAUGGGCGUUCGCCCCCGGCAGUCCCAUGCCAGCGCCGUCUUCAACGGCAUGGUUGCCGACGUCAAGGGCAACCACCCGGUUCCCAUCUCCAACUUCAUGAACGCACAGUAUUUCUCCGAGAUCACAAUCGGGAGCCCCCCUCAAACCUUCAAGGUUGUUUUGGAUACCGGCAGCUCCAACCUGUGGGUUCCGUCCGUCGAGUGCGGCUCGAUCGCAUGCUACCUCCACACCAAGUACGACUCAUCUGCGUCGUCCACCUAUAAGAAGAAUGGAACCGACUUCGAGAUUCGGUACGGGUCCGGCAGCCUGAGCGGCUUCGUCUCUCAGGACACCAUGACCAUCGGCGACAUCACAGUCAAGGGCCAGGACUUUGCCGAGGCCACUAGCGAACCCGGUCUCGCCUUCGCCUUCGGCCGCUUCGACGGUAUCCUGGGUCUCGGCUACGACACAAUCUCGGUCAACGGCAUCGUCCCGCCCUUCUACAAGAUGCUUGAGCAGAAGCUCGUCGACGAGCCCGUAUUCGCCUUCUACCUGGCCGACUCCGAGGGCGAGUCCGAGGUCGUCUUUGGCGGAGUCGACAGCGACAAGUACAAGGGCAAGAUCACCACCAUCCCGCUGAGGCGCAAGGCCUACUGGGAGGUGGACUUCGAUGCCAUCUCGUACGGCGACGACACUGCGGAGCUUGAGAACACCGGCGUUAUCCUUGACACCGGUACUUCUCUGAUCGCCCUGCCCACUCAGCUCGCCGAGAUGCUCAACGCCCAGAUCGGCGCCAAGAAGAACUACGCUGGCCAGUACGCCAUCGACUGCAACAAGCGCGACUCCCUCAAGGACGUCACCUUCAAUCUGGCCGGCUACAACUUCACCCUCGGCCCCUACGACUACAUCCUCGAGGUCAGCGGCAGCUGCAUCUCCACCUUCAUGGGCAUGGACUUCCCGGAGCCGACCGGACCGCUUGCCAUCCUCGGUGAUGCCUUCCUCCGGAGGUAUUACUCCAUCUACGACCUCGGCGCCAACGCCGUGGGUUUGGCCGAGGCCAAUUGAUUAACACGUGAACUGCAUGGGCAUGAUGGGAGUUUGGGACUGGUACUGGGCAUGGGACUGUAAUCUGUAUCUGAUUCUACUAGUGUGAUUUCCUAAGUACCGGUGAAGGAAGCUUUGCAAGACGACAGGGUUUUAUAUAGCGAAAGCACCUCCAGACCUUGGCUCCGGCUUACAGUCUUGGUUAUUUAUGCAACAUACGUCCGAAGUCAACAUUAAU